Messenger RNA from Theobroma umbraticum, 3096 nucleotides. RefSeq names its product linoleate 13S-lipoxygenase 3-1, chloroplastic-like. Gene Ontology annotation, biological process: lipid oxidation. Gene Ontology annotation, molecular function: metal ion binding; oxidoreductase activity, acting on single donors with incorporation of molecular oxygen, incorporation of two atoms of oxygen; protein binding. NCBI's taxonomy places the organism in Eukaryota, Viridiplantae, Streptophyta, Magnoliopsida, Malvales, Malvaceae. The record is from RefSeq and is a predicted model, not a curated record.
GCGGAUAAUUCCAUUGAUCCGAACAAACUUAUGAAAGCGAAGUAAGAGCGUGACGUAACCACGUGAUUCACAAUUGGUAAUUCCUAAUGGAUGUUGAACUCUCGAAGACAAAUACCUUCCUAGGUUACGUUGAUUCUAAUUCAAUUCCUCUUUCUAUAAAAUGGGUAGCAUCUUCAUUGGAAGCAGAAGCCAGCGCUAGCAUCACCUGCUUAAUUAGCUAUAGGAAGGCUGCCUCUGCUGCUAAAAGAGACUGAAAACUAUUGCAUAAGUAUUAUCAUCAGAGCAAUGGGAGGAACCAAGGAAAUUUUGUGUUCAGCCCCAGCGGAUCUGUUCCCUUCAAAAUCUUUGCUUUGUAACAAUUUUGUUCAUCAGCAGCAAAACAGCCUUUCUCCUUUUACGUCUACAUUUAAUACGUGCAAGAGGAGAGCAGUGCAACUGAGAAAGGUUAUGGCAGUUGCUCCUGCUGUUCCCAUGCAGACUCUCAUUGAGCUUGAUUCCACCAAGGUUACCCCGGAAAUUCCAGUGCAAUUCACGGUCACAGCGCAGGUAACUGUUAAGUAUGACGCUAAGGAAAAGAUGAAGGAGAUGGUGUUUCAUUUGUUGGAUUCUGGUGCCAAAGCUACUCAGAGAGGGGUUUUUCUUCAGCUUGUUAGCACUGAUGUUGACCCUAGAACGGGAGGGCCAAAGUUGAGCAAGGAAGCUGUAUUAGACUGGUCCAGAGACCUACACAUUACCGCUGACAAAGUCAGCCACGAAGUGCAAUUUCUGGUAGAUGCGAACUUGGGGGUUCCUGGAGCUAUCCUCGUGAGCAACAAAAACCAGAAGGAGUUCUAUUUGGAAAGCAUCACCAUCGAAGGACUUGUUCAUUUUAAGUGUCACUCUUGGGUUCAACCGGAGAAGCUCCACCCGGGGAAAAGGAUCUUCUUUUCUAAUAAGGCAUUCUUACCAAGUGAAACGCCAGCAGGACUCAAAGUGUUGAGGAAAGAAGAAUUAAGGCAACUGAGGGGCAAUGGAGAAGGUGUUCGGGCAGUAUCGGAUCGAAUUUAUGAUUAUGAUGUUUACAAUGAUUUGGGACAUCCUGAUAAAGGAACAGAACAUGCAAGGCCGAUUUUAGGAGGACAACAUCGUCCUUAUCCAAGGCGUUGCAGAACCGGACGUCCCUCCACCAAGUCAGAUCCGAAGGCAGAGGGCCCGGUAAAUGAAUCCCUGCCAAUGUAUGUACCAAGAGAUGAAGCAUUUGGAGAUUUGAAGAGACAAGCAGUCGAUGCAGGAAGCUGGAAAGGCAUGGUCAACAAUUUUUUUCCUUUCCUUAAAGAUUCCUCAACUGAUGGUGGGGCUAUAACGUUCUCUGAAAUCAAUGAACUCUACAAAGAGAAUCCUUCCAAUGAGUCCCAGCGGAAAGAAUCUCCGAAGAAAGCAAGUUUCCCAAUUAAGCUUAAUAAGAUGAUCAAAGAAUCCACGGCAGAUGCUUUUAGGUUCAACCCUCCAAAUAUUGUCUCCAGGGAUGCAUCAUGUUGCUUACGAGAUGAUGAAUUUGGUCGUCUAACACUAGCCGGUAUGAACCCCUUAAGUAUUGAGAGGCUCAAGGUUUUCCCACCUGUAAGCAAACUGGAUCCGUCUCUCUAUGGUCCACGAGAGUCAGCGUUAAGAGAAGAACACAUCAUUCAUCAUCUUGAUGGGAUGUCUGUACAACAGGCAAUGGAAAAGAAUAAGCUGUUCAUACUGGACUAUCAUGAUACUUACCUUCCAUUUCUCAACAGCAUCAAUGCUCACCCUGAUCGAAAAGCCUAUGCAACUAGGACAAUUUUGUUCUUGACCCAAAUGGGAACCCUGAAGCCAAUUGCUAUUGAGCUCUGCCUCCCACCAGCGAACCCUUAUAUUCCUUCGAAGCAGGUUAUCACGCCUCCAAUUGAUGCCACCACCUGCUGGCAAUGGCAACUAGCUAAAGCCCAUGUCUGCUCAAACGAUUCUGGAGCUCACGAACUAAUUCAGCAUUGGUUGCGGACUCAUGCAUGCAUGGAACCAUUUAUUAUAGCAGCACAUCGCCAUUUAAGUGUAAUGCAUCCAAUUCACAAGCUUCUUCGUCCUCACAUGCGAUACACAAUGGACAUAAAUGCACGAGCUCGUGAGCUUCUCAUUAGUGCUGGAGGAAUAAUUGAGUCCCUCUUCUCCACUAAAGAAGUCUCAAUGGAGAUCACUUCUUUUGCUUACAAAAAUUGGCGCUUUGACAUGGAAACCCUCCCCGCAGACCUCAUUCGAAGGGGAAUAGCAGAACCAGACCCAACUGAGCCACAUGGCCUAAAAUUACUGAUCGAAGACUACCCAUACGCCAAUGAUGGGUUGCUUAUAUGGUCCGCCAUUGAGACACUGGUUAGGGACUUUGUAAAGCAUUACUACCCAAGCGCAGACCAUAUUCAAUUUGAUCCAGAACUCAACGCCUGGUACUAUGAAUUUAUCAAUGUAGGCCAUGCCGAUAUCCGCCAUGAAAGCUGGUGGCCCAGGCUUUCAACUCCCGAGGAUCUCGUCUCCAUUCUCACUACCAUUAUCUGGAUUGUAUCAGCCGAACAUGCCGCUCUGAAUUUCGGACAGUAUCAUUAUGGCGGAUAUGUCCCCGUACGUCCAUCAUAUAUGCGGCGGCUAGUGCCAAAUGAGCAUGAUCCGGAGUACGCAACUUUCCUUGCGGAUCCAGAGGGGUACUUCCUAUCAUCAUUGCCAAGUUUACGAGAAAUGACAUUUCUGAUGUCUGUGCUUGAUAUUCUAUCCACACAUUCAUCGGAUGAAGAGUAUUUAGGAGAUACGAGAGACCUAUCAACGUGGACAGAGGACUCAGAGAUUAUUGAGGCAUUCUACAGAUUUUCAAUGGAUAUGAGAAUGGUAGAAGAAGAGAUAGCAAAGAGAAACGCCGAUCCAAAGCUUAGAAAUCGAUGUGGGGCUGGGGUUUCUCCUUAUGACCUACUCGUGCCAUCCUCAAAACCUGGAGUCACUUGCAGAGGAGUGCCUAACAGCGUAACGAUAUGAGUGGGAAAUUCAUGAGAAUCAGCAUUUCACACGAACUUGCAGAAUUUUUGUACAGCAGUCGAAAAUUCUAGUACAAUA